AUGGACCGGACUCCAAAAACAAUGACCUGUCUCCAGGCUCUGCAGUCCACUAUGAAGUGGCACCACUUGGAGCAUGUUGCUGACGACCUGGUGGACGCUUUCUCAUACCUGUUAUGCCAUCAACCCAUGAUCCUGGCCAUGAAUUCCAGCUUUGUUGAUCCCUUGCUUCAGUUUCAAUCUCAAAUGAAUCUAAUAGAGUCGUGCUUUAGAACAAUAUUUGCGAUACCAAAUCUUGACAGUGUGAAAAAAAUGGGGACUGGCUCUGAGGACACUGAGGAUGUGGAGAAUUUAUACCAUAAUAUUUUCCAUUUAUUUGAGGACACACUCAUUAUUUUAAUUUCUAAAGAUUUCUACAAGUUACAGAUCUUAAAGGAAAUGGUCAUGUGGAUGAAUAAGGAUCAUUUUUUCCUGCAAGAAAGAGCACUACUUGUCAUCAGCAGAGUGUUAAACUUUUCGUUCAAGGAAAGUGAGAAAAUUAACAGUGUGGAUGCUCCAUGCCUAGGCUUCCUGGCAGCAGAUAUGUGUCUUUUGUGUUUCCAUGGUGACCCCUUAAUUGUAAAGCAAGCAUCUAUGGGAUUGUAUUACAUCCUCUGCAUUGCCAGGUGUCCGAAUGCACACAAUACAAAGACCAUGUAUGCCAAGUACAGUGAACAUGGAAGUUACAGCCAAACAUCUACUACGGAGGUGGAAUUGCUACCCAAGAUCCUACAACAAGACAAAGUCAAAAUUGCUCUGAGUGUUGGGCAAAGCCCGUUGCCCUUCUUUCUGACUGAUUUUGUGUGGAGUCUCCUGAAGACGCUCUUUAGGGCUGAUUAUGAAACUGCAUUGGAGGCAGCGUCCAUGCUGCAGCUGACUUUGGAAUAUCAUGCACAGAAGGUCACCGUGGUGUCUAAGAUUCUGGAUGAUAUUCAUAAGGAACUGUAUGUAAAUGAAUCUCACAUUAUGAAGGAUGCGAUGAUGCAGAUUAUCUCCUUGUUAACACGUGCUUCACCCAAGAACGUCAUCUUUCAACUCAUGGACUACCCAGUCCCAGCAGACAACACGCUGAUAAUGAUGUGGGAAGCAGUGAGCACUGAGUCAACUGUGGCACUUCAAGUGCUGAAGACACUCCUGCUCAUACUCAAAGGAAAGCCUGGGGACAUGGAGGACACAGUGCUCGACAAAAGACGCUUUUCUCUUGAUACCACCAAUAUGAUGCCUGUAAUGGCUUCCCAGGCACUUUGCACAUUUCUAGCUGUGAAAUCUUACAAGAAAGCAGUGGCCCAGCUUUUCCCCCAGCUCCUGAUGGCCCUCGUGCUUCAACUCUUCUACAGCAGUCAGCUGAAAAUGCUGUCCAAGGAAUGGCCUCUCUUUGCCAGGGAUGCCCUGAGAGUUCUGCUAAAUUGUUCGGGACUACAAGAAGUAGAUUAUGCUCUGAAGAAAAAGAAUUGCUGGAACAAGUUUUCUCAAACUGUGUAUCACCGAUAUGGAGUCUACCUUAUAGCCAAAACUCUCAGUGACAACAACUUUCCUCAGUUUUCACAGACCUUACAUUACCUCCACAAGAUCUCAGGAGAUAGUUCUAGAAGGUCAGAAGACAGUAUCAUCACAGUAAUAUUAUUCACUGAACUCCUAAACAACUUUUUCAAGGACCCAUUCCCAGAAGAAUUUUUAGUCCUCUACAAAAAUUGGGUCAAUGAUCCCAAUCCGGAAGUCAGCAAAUUGAGCCUUCAGAAGAUCGGCAGCAUGGCACCAGUCAUCAAUAAUACAGAAAAUAUCUGCAGCUUACUGAUGGCUGUGCUGGAUGCCUUCCUUUCCAAAGAAAAGACUGUUGUAAUCCGGGCUUUGCUCACCCUACGAAGGAUUUUGGUCAAACUGGACAAGGCCACCUACUCCUCAGUGUGCAUCAAAAUUGCAUCCAGCUACUUUCCUCUGAUGGAUCAUGUCAAUGGUGGCAUUCGAAGCAUGGCCAUUCGACACUUUGGUGAAUUGCUUAUAGAUAUGAAGCAGUACAGACUAUUGUUGAACAGUGUUGUCCUAGGAGGCCUUGUGCCCCUAAUCUUGUUUUUGGAGGAUACAGAAACAAGAGUAGUGCAAGCAUGUAGAUAUACCUUAGAAAUCUGUGACUUAGAACUGAAGUGGUCGAUAUCGCAUUUGCUGAAAGAUGGAAAUUACAGUUUUGAAUUGGUGGUGCUCAACAUCUGUAACAAUCUUCUUACUCAUCAUGAGACCAUUAUUACAGAUUUAAUAUCAGACACCUUAGGGUUCCUAGGGAGCUCUAGAGACCACCUGAGGAGAGGAGCACUUAUUUUAAUAGGGUACUUGGCAAAACUGGGUGAAAAUUUACUGCUCAAAGAAGAAAUUGAAGUCAUGCUUGAGGUUGCUGAACGAGUACUCCGGGACAAAGACCCUGUCAUCAAGCAAUUAACGGAAAAAACAUGCAAGAUUUUUAAGGAAAUAUCCGAUAACAUGUCCUCUUCAGCUAUUAAACAAACCUCCCGAAGAUUGCUUAAGUUCUUCUCCACCAAAAAAUUGAAGCCCAUUUAUAACUGGACCAGUGAGGAAAGCAGCUAUGUUAAGGAAAAGAAAGAGCUGAAUAUUGUGCAAAGACUGGAAGAAGAGACUGAGGAAGACAUUCAGUAG
Messenger RNA from Jaculus jaculus (lesser Egyptian jerboa), 2622 nucleotides. It is a transcript of the gene Mroh9, whose product is annotated as maestro heat like repeat family member 9. The coding region runs from base 1 to 2622 and encodes 873 amino acids. The transcript is spliced from 21 exons. Gene Ontology annotation, cellular component: cytoplasm. NCBI's taxonomy places the organism in Eukaryota, Metazoa, Chordata, Mammalia, Rodentia, Dipodidae. The record is from RefSeq and is a predicted model, not a curated record.